AUGGCCAAAAAUCAACAAAGAAUUGGAGAACAGACACAAGCCACCCCCAAUAAUCAGUCAAGAAGCGGAGCACAGACACAUGCCACCUCCAGUAAUCAAACAACCGAAACUGAUACCGAUAUGAAUAAAUGGUUAGUUUCCACAAUGACGUUACUGAAAUCGCUGGACAAUGGUUACAUUCAAUCAUGCAGCAUUCCCAUAGUUCCUGAAGAACUUAAAAACUCAACAAACAAAGAAGCUUAUAUGCCAAGGGUGGUAACAAUCGGUCCUAGAUUCAAAGGAAGCAGAGAAGACUUACUUCUCAUGGAGGAAGUCAAAUUACGCUGCCUGUUUUAUCUCUUUCACAGAAGCGACGGUGAUGUCAAACAAUUCUUGUUGAGCUGCAGCGAAGCCAUAUGGAAAGCAGAUGAAAAAAUUCGAGCAAGUUAUGUGUACAUGCCAGACAUUAAACUCAGCCAACAAAAAUUAGCAAACAUAAUGUUAAUAGAUGGAUGUUUUCUAUUAGAACUUUUGAUUGCCAAAGGCAUGGAUUCUGAACUACGAUGCCAGUCGUCCCCACCCAGUCCCGCACUUAAAGUGCUGAAAGACGAAGAUGUUCUGUCCGAUAUUCUAUUGUUGGAGAAUCAAAUACCAAUUAUAGUACUCCACAUAUUGUCUGAAAUACUUUUCCCCACUAAGUUUAAAACAGCAGACCCUAAGGAAAGGAUUAAAAAGAUUAAUAAUCUUUUUCUAUCUAUCACAGGCUACUCUCACUCUCAGGUUCAAGAUCCAAACUACUUUAAUUCUCCUCAUGUUAUUGAUAUUGUCCACGUUUUCGUUAACAGGGAAGGUGAGAGAAAAAGUCACGUGGUUGGUAAUUAUGUAGUACCCAUUGAUAGUACUCAGCAUCUGAAGCCCAAACUAAUGCGCUGUGCUUCGAGGCUCCAAGCUGCAGGGGUUACUAUCAAACUUGCUGAGGAAACAGCCAAUGGAAAUUGUUGCUUCAAUUUCCUUUGGAAAUGUUUUGGUGGUAUAUGCAUAAAGCUUCACAAUAUGCUUGUGACAAAUAAUCAAGUGGAUGCGCUAGAGGAAGUUAAAGGUAUGGACUUUUACUUUAACUUUGAAAAGGGGACACUGGAAAUUGCACAGUUAGAGAUAACAAAAACAACAAAAGCUAAGUGGUGCAAUGUCAUUGCUUGGGAGCAUCAUAAAAACAACUGGAAAUGUUCUACUGUUGUUUCUGGGAUCAAUGGCAAUAACCAGAUCAAUACAACUCAUCUUAGCCGGAAUUUUACUGCAUCUGCUUUGAUUUUCGAUGGGUUGAUUUGUUGUGCUGCUGAUGUGAAGCUUCUUAAGGACAAGAAUAUCAUUGUGGAUCAUUUGAAGAUGAGUAAUGAGGAGUUGGAAGAGUUUUUACAUUCCAUGUCGUUUGGAGUUGAUCUUGGGAUAGUUGAUUCAAGUUAUGUUAAAAUUGUUGAUGACUUGAACGAUUACUCGCAUUCAUUUUUUGUUCUGCGGAACUUGAAAAUAUUUUCCCAUCUUUUCAAGGGUCGUCUAGAAUGGCUCUUCAAGUUUUUGAAACAAAACUACAACUUUGUUGCUGCGAUGCUGGCUUUCCUCACUCUUGUGCAGACUGUUUAUACUGUCCUAUCCUACCAUUUACCCAAAUAA
Molecule: messenger RNA, 1650 nt
Organism: Medicago truncatula (barrel medic)
Lineage: Eukaryota; Viridiplantae; Streptophyta; Magnoliopsida; Fabales; Fabaceae
Product: UPF0481 protein At3g47200
Exons: 1
Coding region: 1-1650 (549 amino acids)
Source: RefSeq, a predicted model, not a curated record